Messenger RNA from Anguilla anguilla (European eel), 1890 nucleotides. RefSeq names its product TOG array regulator of axonemal microtubules protein 2-like. Gene Ontology annotation, biological process: microtubule cytoskeleton organization. Bases 145 to 1890 code for a protein of 581 amino acids. Gene Ontology annotation, molecular function: microtubule binding. The record is from RefSeq and is a predicted model, not a curated record. The transcript is spliced from 7 exons. Gene Ontology annotation, cellular component: cytoplasmic microtubule; cilium. Lineage: Eukaryota; Metazoa; Chordata; Actinopteri; Anguilliformes; Anguillidae.
GAAAACUUGAGGCUGAAAUCGGACAUCAGCCAGAGCGAGACCGAAGACUUUAGAGCCAAAUCAGUCGAAACUGACCCAGGGCAGAGCUGGGAAGAACAGCAGCACCUAACGCAUGCUUUGUCCCUUCAAGGGAAAUCACAUAGCAUGCUGGACGCCUUCUCUAAGAUGUUCACUGAGAAGGCGGAGGUUAAACUGGCCCAUAUUAACAGAAAGCUUGACCUCACAUCAGAGGUGUCGUCCAGCUCGGUCCGAGUGCCGCAUGUCAUCACACCUACCCUAGCACCUUCCCCGGCACGCGCCCCAGCCCUGAGAACAAAUUUUGGAAGGUUUGAUCGCAUCAAUCCACCUGUCACCUCCACGCAGUCGCCAAAAAUGGCGCAAAAGGUCGGCAAAGAGAGGUCUGGGUUCAAGUGUAUAAAGGCCCUCCCGCCCCAUGUGCCCGGCCCGUAUCAGCCUGGGUGCAUUUCGAGCAUGAUCAUGUCAGGCAACUGGCUGAGUGUGAAUGCGCUCAGCUCAGUCAGCUCCACCUAUUCGGCUGGGGGCUCAGGGGAGAGGCAGGGGAUGUUCCUCAAUCCAAAAGAUUCCCACGUUUUCCUGCCCGAUGCCCCUGAAGACACGGGUAGAAAACUGCCCCAUCUUCACAGGGCUGUCAAAAACGAGAGGGCCCCCCAGCAGCCCUCUGGUUGGCCUGAAACUAGAAUCGGCCCUCAGAGCCACAGAAUGCAUUUGUUUGACAAGAAGACUCAACUGCAGCCUGUGGCAAGCGCACAGGCAGUGCUGGAGCGCAACAGGGCAUGCCUGCCUGGAGGAGGGCAGAAGUCCAUCCUGCCCCCGCAUACAGAAGCCCAAAAACACCAGGAGACUCGCAGGCUGCCGAUGCUGGCUAAGGCCAAAGCCGCGCUGGACCGGUACAAGGCGCGGCAGGCGUCCAAGGGGGUGAACUCAGGCUCGCGCCGUCCGGCCAAAUCCAGAAUCAUCCUGGUGGGCCAAAGCACGCCCCAGCCAAAGGAAGAACUGGCAAGCCUGCCCGCGUUGGCCAUAACCAAAAUUUCAGAGGAGAGCAAGACCCACACCCCAAAGCGUCCCACCGCUGGACCAAAGCGAGGGUUUUUUAACCUAAGGAAGUUCUCAUCAAAAGUGGCACCCUCUACAACUUUGGAGAACACAGAUGAGCUCCCAUUGGACACUCCCACUGAGAUCACGGAGGUUUUCUUCCCCUUUCCGAAUCCUCAAGCAGCCUUGAACCAAGGCUUCCUCCAACUCAGCUGUGACAACUGGGAGAAAAAGAUUUGCGGGCUCAACUCGUUUCGAAGACUGGCCCAGCACAACUCCGGCAUAUUGAGCCCAAAACUUCAUAAAAUCUGCAAGCUGGUCAUGCAGGAGGUGCAGAACCCGCAGUCCCAGGUGUCCCACGUUGCCAUGGCGACGCUGGGAGACCUAUACCAACACCUGCCCGGCGACAUGGACGCAGAGCUGGACUGGACCGCCAAGGUGCUGCUCCAAAAAGCCGCCGAGUCCAACAGCGGUGUCCGACAGGACGUGGGCGUGGCCUUGGGACACAUGCUGCGCAGCUGCAGCCCCGCCCGCUGCAUGAAGGCGCUGCUGAAAGGGGGCCUGAGUGACCGUAACGCAGCAGUGAGAGCGUGCGCCGCUCGCCAGCUAGCGGCUCUCGUCGAGUUUGUGGGGGCGCCACACCUCCUGACGUUCACUAAGAAGCUCCUGAACGACUUCCUGUCUGCUGUCAGCCGACUGCCUCAGGACGCCUCGCAGGAAGUCAGGAGCUGCGGCAAAACAAUAAUGCAAACGCUGUCGGGGCAUGAGGAGAUGAACGAGAAGCUGCUGAAGUUUAUCUCUCAGCACCGCCCAGCCCUUCCCCACCGCCCUCAGUAA